This is a messenger RNA of Knipowitschia caucasica, 2532 nucleotides long. NCBI's taxonomy places the organism in Eukaryota, Metazoa, Chordata, Actinopteri, Gobiiformes, Gobiidae. The record is from the annotation of a GenBank genome assembly.
AUGAAGAGGAGUCGGGCCGAGUCUCUGCCCCAGUCUCAGUCUCAGUCUCUGCCUCAGUCUCUGCCUCAGUCUCUGCCUCAGUCUCUGUCUCUGCUUCAGUCUCUGCCUCAGUCUCUGCCUCAGCCUCAGUCUCAGUCUCUGCUUCAGUCUCUGCCUCAGUCUCAGUCUCUGCUUCAGUCUCUGCCUCAGCCUCAGUCUCAGUCUCUGCUUCAGUCUCUGCCUCAGUCUCAGUCUCUGCUUCAGUCUCUGCCUCAGCCUCAGUCUCAGUCUCUGCUUCAGUCUCUGCCUCAGUCUCAGUCUCUGCUUCAGUCUCUGCCUCAGUCUCAGUCUCUGCCUCAGUCUCUGCCUCAGUCUCUGCCUCAGUCUCUGCCUCUGUCUCUGCCUCAGUCUCUGUCUCUGCUUCAGUCUCUGCCUCAGUCUCAGUCUCUGCUUCAGUCUCUGCCUCAGUCUCUGUCUCAGUCUCAGUCUCUGCCUCAGUCUCAGUCUCUGCCUCAGUCUCUGCCUCAGUCUCUGCUUCAGUCUCUGCCUCAGUCUCAGUCUCUGCUUCAGUCUCUGCCUCAGUCUCUGCCUCAGUCUCUGCCUCAGUCUCUGUCUCUGCUUCAGUCUCUGCCUCAGUCUCUGCCUCUGCCUCAGUCUCUGCCUCAGUCUCAGUCUCUGCUUCAGUCUCUGCCUCAGUCUCUGCCUCAGUCUCUGCCUCAGUCUCUGCCUCAGCCUCAGUCUCAGUCUCUGCCUCAGUCUCUGCCUCAGUCUCUGCCUCAGUCUCUGCCUCAGUCUCUGCCUCAGUCUCUGCCUCAGUCUCAGUCUCAGUCUCUGCCUCAGUCUCUGCCUCAGUCUCUGCCUCAGUCUCUGCCUCAGUCUCUGCCUCAGUCUCUGCCUCAGUCUCAGUCUCUGCCUCAGUCUCAGUCUCUGCCUCAGUCUCAGCCUCAGUCUCUGCCUCAGUCUCAGUCUCUGCCUCAGUCUCUGCCUCAGUCUCUGCCUCAGUCUCUGCCUCAGUCUCUGCCUCAGUCUCAGUCUCUGCCUCCAUCUCUGCCUCAGUCUCUGCCUCAGUCUCUGCCUCAGUCUCUGCCUCAGUCUCUGCCUCAGUCUCAGUCUCUGCCUCAGUCUCUGCCUCAGUCUCAGUCUCUGCCUCAGUCUCUGCCUCAGUCUCAGCCUCAGUCUCAGCCUCAGUCUCUGCCUCAGUCUCUGCCUCAGUCUCAGUCUCUGCCUCAGUCUCAGCCUCAGUCUCUGCCUCAGUCUCUGCCUCAGUCUCUGCCUCAGUCUCUGCCUCAGUCUCUGCCUCAGUCUCUGCCUCAGUCUCUGCCUCAGUCUCUGCCUCAGUCUCUGCCUCAGUCUCAGUCUCAGUCUCUGCCUCAGUCUCAGUCUCAGUCUCAGCCUCAGUCUCAGUCUCAGUCUCUGCCUCAGUCUCUGCCUCAGUCUCUGCCUCAGUCUCUGCCUCAGUCUCUGCCUCAGUCUCAGUCUCUGCCUCAGUCUCUGCCUCAGUCUCAGUCUCUGCCUCAGUCUCUGCCUCAGUCUCUGCCUCAGUCUCUGCCUCAGUCUCUGCCUCAGUCUCUGCCUCAGUCUCUGCCUCAGUCUCUGCCUCAGUCUCUGCCUCAGUCUCUGCCUCAGUCUCAGUCUCAGUCUCUGCCUCAGUCUCUGCCUCAGUCUCUGCCUCAGUCUCUGCCUCAGUCUCAGUCUCUGCCUCAGUCUCAGUCUCAGUCUCUGCCUCAGUCUCAGCCUCAGUCUCUGCCUCAGUCUCUGCCUCAGUCUCAGUCUCUGCCUCAGUCUCUGCCUCAGUCUCUGCCUCAGUCUCAGUCUCUGCCUCAGUCUCUGCCUCAGUCUCUGCCUCAGUCUCUGCCUCAGUCUCUGCCUCAGUCUCAGUCUCUGCCUCAGUCUCUGCCUCAGUCUCUGCCUCAGUCUCUGCCUCAGUCUCUGCCUCAGUCUCAGUCUCUGCCUCAGUCUCUGCCUCAGUCUCAGUCUCUGCCUCAGUCUCUGCCUCAGUCUCUGCCUCAGUCUCUGCCUCAGUCUCUGCCUCAGUCUCUGCCUCAGUCUCUGCCUCAGUCUCAGUCUCUGCCUCAGUCUCUGUCUCUGCUUCAGUCUCUGCCUCAGUCUCUGCCUCAGCCUCAGUCUCUGCCUCAGUCUCUGCCUCAGUCUCUGUCUCUGCUUCAGUCUCUGCCUCAGUCUCAGUCUCAGUCUCUGCUUCAGUCUCUGCCUCAGUCUCAGUCUCUGCCUCAGUCUCUGCCUCAGUCUCUGUCUCUGCUUCAGUCUCUGCCUCAGUCUCUGCCUCAGCCUCAGUCUCUGCCUCAGUCUCUGUCUCUGCUUCAGUCUCUGCCUCAGUCUCAGUCUCUGCUUCAGUCUCUGCCUCAGUCUCAGUCUCUGCCUCAGUCUCUGCCUCAGUCUCUGCCUCAGUCUCAGUCUCUGCUUCAGUCUCUGCCUCAGUCUCUGCCUCAGUCUCUGCCUCAGUCUCUGCCUCAGUCUCUGCCUCAGUCUCUGCCUCAGUCUCAGUCUCUGCCUCAGUCUCUGCCUCAGUCUCUGCCUCAGUCUCUGCUUCAAUGA